Leptosomus discolor (cuckoo roller) is the source of this 1295-nucleotide messenger RNA. It is a transcript of the gene TEKT2, whose product is annotated as tektin 2. Gene Ontology annotation, cellular component: microtubule cytoskeleton; nucleus. The record is from RefSeq and is a predicted model, not a curated record. Lineage: Eukaryota; Metazoa; Chordata; Aves; Leptosomiformes; Leptosomidae. Gene Ontology annotation, biological process: cilium assembly; cilium movement involved in cell motility.
AGAUGGCCACGCUGAGUGUAAAGCCAGGACAGCGGUUCACCUUGCCGGAGUGGCACACCAACUCCCAUCUCAUCUCAGCUGACGCCGAACGCCAGCGUUCUGCUUCCCACCAAGUCCGGCAGGAAGCCCGAGCUCUCCGCAACGAAACCAACAACCAGACGAAAUGGGAUGAGCAUGACAACCGAACCCGCCUGGCUGAACGUAUCAGCAGCGUGAACAGAUGGAAAGAGGCGCUGGACAAAUGCCUUGCAGACAUAGAUGCGGAAAUCGAUGCCUUAGCCAAAGUGAAGGAAGCAGCAGAACGUGCCCUCCAGGCAAAGAACUUGCCUUUGGACGUUUCCAUCGAGUGCCUGACGCUCCGCGAGAGCCGCCGCGCCAUCGAUGUGGUGAGGGACCCUGUGGAGGAGGAGCUGCACAAGGAGGUGAAGGUGAUAGACAAAGCCAAGAGAGAACUGCAGCAGAGAGUGCACGAAGCCUUCGAACAGCUCUGCCUCUUGCAGGAAGCUCGCCAGCAGCUGAGCUGUGACCACCGGUGCAAGAUGGAAGCACUGGAAAUAGAUCGUGUGUGCUUGUCCCUCAACGUGAACUCUCCCAACAUCUCCUUCAAGGUCAACCCGACACGAGUCCCAGGCGGAUCAACUGGGCUUGAUGAGUGGGAACAGAAUAGCCAAUGCAACAAGGAGCGUGCUGAGGCAGAAAUGAAAGCCUCCACUGGCCUCCGAGAAGCAACAGCGCUUGCUAUUGCACAGACUAACAACGAGCUGGAGGCUCAGCGUGUAGCUACGGAGUUUGCCCUGCGCAAGAGGAUCAGAGACCUGGAAAGAGCCUACGAUGAGCUGAAGUGGCAGGAGCAGAAUACCUUGGAGGAAAUUGCAGAGAUGGAGGAGGACAUCCGACGCUUGGAGGAAGAUCUUCGGAGGAAAACACAAGAUCUGAAAGUGGCACACACCCGCCUGGAGACCCGCACGUACCGGCCCAAUAUGGAGCUCUGUCGGGAUCAGGUCCAGUACGGGCUAACAGACGAGGUCCACCAGCUGGAGGGAACAAGCCGUGUGCUCAGACAGAAGCUGGCAGAGUCACAGGAUACCUUGGAUGCUCUUUACAGACAACUUCACCGCAUUCAGACAGAUAUUGGCUACAAAGCCAGUUCCCUGGUGCUGGACAACAAGUGCAUGGACACCCGGAGAAAACUCGUUGUCCCUGCCGAGAAAUUUGUGCCAGAGGUCGACACUUUCAACCGGACCAUGAACCGCGUGCUCUCCCCGCUGAAGAACGGGCAGCUGGAGUUGGCGUAG